GCACAAAACUAUAGCUCUGAACUGCAGUAUCUUUCCAUGAAGAUUGCUGUACACUGUAGACUGUAUAAUUAUAUAAUACAGGAUAUCUAGAGACAGACAAUGGCUAAGCAGUCCUCGAUCAAUAUGGAGACUAUCUCUGAGGAACCUUCUGAAAUACCACCUCCCAUCAGCUUUUCAUCUUCAGUUUUAGUUGCUAAGGCAGCCAAACGACGUCGAUCCACCAAUAGAAGCAUAUCGUUCAGAACCAGAAGAUCAUCUUUAAACCUAGAGAUGUGUAUGUACAAGGAUUCUGUAUCUGCAGUCACACUAGCAGCUAAAGGAAGGCUGGACGAACUCAAAACCUUGAUAAAGGAGCACACCAUGACACUGAGUGAGGUGGACAAAGAUGGCCGCACUCUCUUACAUCAUGCUGCCCUACACAGCCAAGAACUUGUCAUGUCCUUUCUAAUAAACAGUGGCAGCAAUCUGGAUGCUGCAGAUAACAAAGGGAACACUGCUCUCCAUCUUGCAGCUGAGAAUGAUCUCCCAGAAGCUUGCCACCACCUCUUGGCCAAUGGAGCAAAUGAUUCCAUUCUCAACAAGGACUUGUACACUCCCCUGCAUCUAGCAGUACAAGGGAAGAACAAAGCACUCCAGGCAAUCUUAGAUCACCCCGUGGAGUACUCUAGUGCCGGUUAUUGCAGCAAAACACCGCUCCAUAUCAUCUGUGAGAACGACAACAUUGAAGCCAUGAUUAUUUUUGAAAAUAAAGUUCUAGUGAAUUUGCCAGAUGCUGAAAAGAAAAAUGCAUUAAAAAUAUUCAAGACAGAUGACAGUGGGCUAACGCCGAUCCACCUAGCAGCUCGCAAGAACUCUCACAGGGUUCUCAACUAUCUGAUUCAAAAGUGUACACAAUACGGAUACACAAUGGAGGAGGUGUUUGGAUUUCUGGAUGAGGAUAAUACCACACCACUCCACGCUGCUGUCGACAGCUGCAACACUGAAGUUGUGGAGGUGCUGCUCAAGCACGGAGCCUCCCCAGUUGACUCUAAGGGCGACUUAAUACCACCUCUGCAUCUGGCCUGCUCGCAAGGAAGAUCCGACAUGGUCAAAAUGAUGGUGGAGCAUACUGGGCCUCAGAUAAUUUCAUCCACGGACCAACAGCAAAAGACACCGCUCCACCAUUGUACUCUCUCCAUCCACAGUUCCUGUAUGAUCCCCUACCUGGUCGAAAGGGGUAAAGGAAUUAUCAAUGUUGAUGCUCACGAUGUCAGGGGGCGUACUCCACUACACAAUGCAGUCACAUCAGCUAAUCUGGCUGGAACCAAAGAGUUGAUCUCCUAUCAGGCAAAUCCACUUGCAGCUGACAAGAAAGGAAUGAAUGCUCUCCACCUUGCUUUGAAGAGCAACAGGAAAGGAAUAGUCAAUGCCCUAUUGGAGUUGUCUUGUGCCCCUGAGUUGAUCAGCCAUACUUGCAGCAAAGGGUACUCUGCAAUCCACCACGCUCUCCAUACGGGUCAUGGUGAAAUGAUACCAAAAAUGAUCGCAGCCCUCCGAUAUGAAGUACAAAGGAUCCAAGAUGAAGAAGGAAAUAACUAUCUCCAUAUAGCUGCAGCACAAGGUGAUGUCAAAGCUCUCAAGGCUCUCUUGGAUGUGUCUGAAAUCCACAAGCUGCUAAACGAACCCAACAACUGUGGCAUGACCCCUCUGCAUUCGGCCGCCACUGGAGGACACUCUCAAUGCAUCAACCUCUUAUUAAAUGACGGGGCCAUGUUCCACAAAGCCUUGAAUGGUGAGACGGCAUUCAUGAUUGCUUGCAAGAAAGGCUUUACAAGUUGUGCCCAGCUACUGCUCCAGUCCCACCCAUGUCAGAUUACUAUGACAGAUGAUCGAGGCAACAGUGCUCUCCAUGCUGCAGCUCUCAGCAGAACAGCAUCCAUGAUAACUCUCAUACUGGACAGGCAAUGCAAGUUGAGCAUCAACUCAGAGUCUUCCAGUUUCCUGGACAUGUUGAUUGAUUGUGGUGACCUUGAUUGUGUAAUAGCCGUGAUCAACCACGACCGCUGGCAAGAGUGCCUGGACUUCCGAUCCCCUGUACGCUCCAGUCCAGUUUCCGGCCUCAUCGAGCAAAUGCCCAAAGCAGCCAAAGCAGUGCUAGAUCGAUGUCACUCAAGAGCCACCCUCGACAAGUCCCAUCCAGACUAUUGGGAGUCCUUCGACUUCAAGUACCUCUAUUGCCAGAAGUUGAGGAAGAGCAAAAUACACCCAGGAUCUUUAUUUGCUAUGAAUCUGUCAAUGUACCCUGAGGCAGACGACAUCACUGAAACCACAGUCAAGUACAAGGGGAAUGUUCAGAGGACAUCAUCUCUUGAUCAGAGUACUGUGAGCAAGACGAGAGUCAGUUACGGCCGACAGACAAUGAAAAUCCUACAGAAGAUGAAACAAUUUAAACGGCAAGCUCUUCUCACUCACCCAGUAGUGAAUGCUUUUUUGGAAUCGAAAUGGCGAAGGUACGGGAAUAUCUACUACUUCAGUAUGUAUGCCUUCCAGGCGUUGAUAGUUGGCUUGCUGUCAGUUUUUGUUCUCAUCGUUCCUAACACACUUCAAGUACUAGCCAGUUUCAAUGAAACAGCUGCUCAAACUGUCAACUUGGAUGAAUUGUUCGCUCUGAAGCCGGGACCUCAAGCGAUUCGUGCAGUAGUCUUAUUACUCAAUUCCAUCUACUUGAUAUAUCUUCUCUUCAAUUUUGUUAUGUUCAUCAAACGCAGAGGAGGCCUCAGUCCAUUCCUGCAGGCAACUGUUUGGGUCAAUCUCCUCACUGUGAUCUUCAUCUACGCCUUCCUUGGCUUCCCCAACCCCAUUGCUGCAUGGCCAGUCGGGGCUUUCAGUUGCUUUUUUGCUUGGCUAUCACUUCUCCUCUCGCUGGAGCAUUUGUCACUGGCAGGGACCAUUGUUAAAAUGUUUCUGGAGGUUGCCAAAACAGUAUUCCUUGUACUCUGUGUCAGUAUUUUCCUGCUGAUUGCAUUUGCCUUCGCAUUUUACAUCCUAGCUGGGAGUCUCAGUGAAUUUGAUAAUGUUGGCUAUGCCUUUCUUUCUGUGUUUGGUUUCAUGCUGGGAGAGCUGCCCUAUGACAUGUACAUCAGACAAGAAUCUGCUGGAUACCUUGCAUUCGGAAAAAUAUUUCUGGUAUUUAUGAUGUUUCUGGCAAUCCUGCUGAGCAUUGUCCUUGCAAAUCUGCUCAUUGGAUUGGCUGUUGGGGACAUUGAACGAGUAAAAUUGAACGCUAUACUACAGAGAAAGGAUAUUGAGGUUGAAUUCUUCUCUCAGCUAGACGCCUCGAUACCGAGAGGGUCUCUGAAACGCUUCUCUCUUCCCUUGUACACUGUCUACCCAAACAAGAAUCGUUCGAUAUGGUCAUUAUGGCGAGACAGUUGGAAGUGGAUCGAGGCUCAGAUAGAGCCGGAACAGUCUGAUAAUUCAAGUGCUGCAGGCGUCGCCGCAUAUGCAUAUGUCUCUGAGAUCACUGAAUUAAAGCAUCAUGUUCUCGAGUUGAAGGAGUCCAUGCAGCAGAUGCAAGAAGCCAAUGCUGAGUUCAGAAGACGCUAUCGAGGACUAUCAGCUACUAGCAUGAACUCUGUGAGUAUGGACUUCGAUCCUGCUGAGGAGCUCAAUGAGAGUUGGAAUAAUGGGAAAAGCUGCUAGUACAAACACUGUUGUAUGUUGUAUAGUACUAGUAACUAUAGUGUGUCUAGUUUAUUUCUGAGUUCCUUGCUCUCUUUGGAAGGUUUUUUGUAAUUUAUUCCAGUGCACACUAUAAUACUAUACCAGCCCCUC
Molecule: messenger RNA, 3813 nt
Organism: Halichondria panicea
Lineage: Eukaryota; Metazoa; Porifera; Demospongiae; Suberitida; Halichondriidae
Product: transient receptor potential cation channel subfamily A member 1-like
Exons: 2
Coding region: 100-3681 (1193 amino acids)
Biological process (GO): monoatomic ion transport; transmembrane transport
Cellular component (GO): membrane
Molecular function (GO): protein binding; monoatomic ion channel activity
Source: RefSeq, a predicted model, not a curated record